UAUACCAAAACUUAAUUAACAAACAUACAUAUAUAGUCAAAACACAUAGCAAAAAAAAUGAGUGUAGAGUUGUUAGAUGGUGGCAUCAUUCUCGACUUCAUUGAAGACGAUAAAGCGUUCAAUGAUUCAAUCCAAGACCGUUUCACGAACUUGGACACGAACCAUGAUGGUCUUCUUUCAUAUUCAGAAAUGCUGAAAGAGCUACAAUCUUUAAGAAUGAUUGAAACUCAUUUUGGCAUUGAUGUGAAAACGGACCCGGAAGAGCUCUCUCAUGUUUAUGACUCUUUGUUUGUGCAAUUUGACCGUGAUUCAAAUGGGACUGUCGAUUUGGAAGAGUUUAAAGCCGAAACCAAGAGAAUGAUGCUUGCUUUGGCGAAUGAUCUCGGUUUCUUGCCUGUUCAGAUGAUUUUAGAUGAAGAUAGUUUUUUAAAGAAAGCCGUUGAUAGGGAGCUCAUGAAGUCAGAAUUCAGUUCAUCGGCGUAACAUCCUUGAUUACUUGCGCGCAUAUAUACAUAUUUCUCAAGUUUUUGUUUUGCAUCGUAUCUCGCUGUGUACUUGCUAAAAAGAAAUAAAGAAUAUAUAUGUACCUUUUAAAAAUUUUGGUGAAAAAAUCACUUCUAAACAAAAUAGUAUGACGGACGUACAUGAAUAAAAAGAGGUAAUGCCAUAUA
Molecule: messenger RNA, 671 nt
Organism: Erigeron canadensis
Lineage: Eukaryota; Viridiplantae; Streptophyta; Magnoliopsida; Asterales; Asteraceae
Exons: 1
Coding region: 58-483 (141 amino acids)
Molecular function (GO): calcium ion binding
Source: RefSeq, a predicted model, not a curated record